Messenger RNA from Balaenoptera musculus (blue whale), 8329 nucleotides. It is a transcript of the gene VPS37B, whose product is annotated as VPS37B subunit of ESCRT-I. The transcript is spliced from 4 exons. NCBI's taxonomy places the organism in Eukaryota, Metazoa, Chordata, Mammalia, Artiodactyla, Balaenopteridae. The coding region runs from base 4394 to 5125 and encodes 243 amino acids. The record is from RefSeq and is a predicted model, not a curated record. Gene Ontology annotation, cellular component: ESCRT I complex. Gene Ontology annotation, biological process: ubiquitin-dependent protein catabolic process via the multivesicular body sorting pathway; protein targeting to membrane; protein targeting to vacuole.
UUUGGGCUGCACCUCGUGGCAUGCGGGGAUCUAGUUCCCCAAGCUGGGAUCGAACCUGUGCCCCCCUGCAGUGGAAGUGCAGAGUCUUAACCACUGGACCGCCAGGGACGUCCCCCAAACCUGUGUUUUUAUCUCAGUUCCCCAGCCCAGAUUCUGUGUCCUUACUGGGUUUUGAGCAUUUAAAGGACUUCAGUACGAUCAAGAAUUUCCAUCUAUUUUGUUGAGAUUUGCUAACAUAAUUCAAUAAUGUCAUUUACUUUGUUAUGAUAAGGAUUAUAUUAUAGUGUAAAGGGGGAAUAAGGAACUACUCUGAGUAUUUUUCCAUAAAAGAUUUAGCUUGGAAACGUAGGCAGAUUUGCCCAUUGUAGUGUUUAUAGGAAGGCACAGUUAUAAUUAUAGUUGAAGGGGCAGACAGGCCAGCUUAAAUCGGAACUUCACAUUGUGGAAGCAUCUGGUUUGGAAAACAUCCACUGCAGACUCAAACCUUGACCCAGCUCUGGACAGUGGGGCGCAGGCAGGCCCCCGUCCUGGCCCCGAGUGCCUCUCAGUUGUAACUACUGCAUGUGUCAUGCAGAGGGGGGUUUGUCUGUUUUCCUCCUCACCAACUUUAUUUUCUACCACACUCCCCCAACCCAAAUAAAUAAUGACCUGUGCAUUUGAGGUAGAAUGUACAUUCUGUGAGAACGUCAUAUAGUGAUGUAAGCCUCCCAGGAGAGAACAAUAUCUCCACUCUGCCUGGACAAGUAUAUGUAAAAGACCUUGGUUUUUUGUUUGUUUUAAACAAAGGCAGCUUAUCUCCCUAGAGCCUCUGCCCUUCUGGUUCUACUAAUACCUAACAGGUUUUUUCUUUUUUAAUUAAAACAUAAUUACUUUCUAUAAAUUUAUAUAUGCUUAUUAUAAAUGAUUCAAACACUAUACACAAGUAGAAAGAGGAAAGUAAAAAAAAAAAAAGUCACGCCAUUGAGAGGUCGCUGUUAGCUUUGGGUGACCGUCCUUUCAGACUGCCCUGCUCACGGAUGGACAGAUGGGCAGAAAUCACUGUAUAAGUGGAUCUUAUUGUAAAUGCUGCUAUCACACAUCUCAGUUUUCUUUGAUUUUGAACAGAAAAGGAAACUGAAGUGAAACUGAGUACAUUUAUAAAAAUGUUUCAUUACCACAGAGAGAUGAUUUCCUGAAAAGAUUUCUCUAUGGUUAAGAAAAAGAAUCAUGAGAAACCAUCAAGAGGCUGGGACCCAGUUUUCAAUUUCAGGGUGUAUGGCUCCGCACGAGCCCUCCUCUCGCGCGAGUCCUCGGAUCAGUAGGACGGGGGGUGGAGAGUCAGACCGCGCGUCACCCAGCGUGGCUGCCACUUAAGCCUUGCUGAGUGUGGUGGGCAUGGUGCCCCGAGUCCUUUGCAAACGAUAGAACAAGGCUGGCUGCUUCCUCCCAGUUUUCCUCAGCUGGGAUGAUGAAAAGGAACGUUGGGGAGGAAGGUCUUUCUCUAAUGCAAUAUCAAAGGCGUGUUUGGGCGCUGAUGCUUGUGCUGGAAGAGCUUUAUCAGAGGCUUAAGAAAGAGGCUUUUCCCCACUUCAGCCUACGCCCUGGCCACCGCUCCCGCCACCACUGUCUCCACUGUCCACCUGGAGAGGGUGCGGGUGUGCCCUGGGUGGCCACUGAGAAUUUCCUGAUAGUCUUGUAAAAACAUCUGAGUACCCGGGGAUAGAAAGAGUACAGCCAGCAUAACGGUCGUCUCCAUCGGUUGGAAUUUUGUUUUGCCUCUGCAUUCUGUGCAUGACAUGUUGUAGGAGAAGUGAUUCUGACCUGACUUGGACCCCAGGAGAAUAAGCUUUAUUCGUAGAUAUAUUUUAGGGUGGAACUGUGAGGCAGGGAUCACCUGGGGGCUUUUGAAGACACUCUCUAGGCCUGGGUCCCCUCCUAGAGAACUGGGCUCAUCUGGGGCUGGUCUGGGCCUGGGGAACUUGUCAGCGCCCCCUUGCCUUCAGGUAGUUCAGCUGACGCUGAGAACCCCUGCGGUAGGCUGGCACUUGGCGGUGCUAGGACGGUGCACUUCUCUCACGCGAUGCCUUUCCAGUGGCCCCUCGGGAGCCCUGUGCUUGUGGUCUGCCUGCGCUGAAGACUUGGGGAAACUCCUGAUCGGAUGGCCCUUAGAUCCAGGACGAGUGAGACCCUCCACCGCAGUCCCCAAGGGUUCCGCUAUUACGGGAGCCCGUCUGUUGCAUAAAGGAUUUGGGGCAUUUGUUGCUUGACAAGCACAGCUCAUGGUUUUUUUCUUUUUGACUCUGCAUUUUGUUACCCACCUUGUUUGCCAGAUCUGGCCUCAAGUGACUGGCUUUUUAGGGGAUGAGAGGGUCUCUGAUUGAUUCAGCAGAUCCUUGCUGAGUGGCUGCUGUGUGCUGGCUGUUUGGCACACCACAGAUGACAGGACGCCCAGAGGGGGUAAGAGUGAGCGGGCGCACAGACGUAGUGCUCACUGGUUGCCGUUGGUGGCAGGAAGGAAACAGGUGCUGUGACAGAGGGCGGCUGCUGGCUUAGCGACGACGGCCAGGGAGGCCUCUGCGGACACGGCGCUCAGCUGGGGCCGGGCAGUGAGGCGGGGCCGGGGGCCUGCUGGGGAGAGCUUGGCUGGUCCUCAGAACUGCUGGGACGGGGCGAGCGAGGGCCAGGUCACCCCAGGGCUCAGAGAUCAGGGCCUGACGAGUUCGGUUCCAUUUUCGCUGAUUCUCAGUUUGAGAAUAGGAGGGUGCCUGUUCCUCUCACUUCUCUGGGCCUCACUCAGGGCCUGGCAAAUAACAGUUGCUCGGGAAGUGUUUAUUGAACACAGAACUGAUUGAGUCAGAAUGAUGGCGUGCACGGGGCGGUGGGUCCUGACGGUGGCCUUGAAUACCUCCCCCUUCCCGUCCAUCAGAUGAGACCAGUGGGAGCAAAAGAUCUCAUCAACAGUCUGUUUUAUUUAUUUAUAAUUAAAGUUUAAAUUUUGAGAUAAUUGUAGAUUCACAUGCAGCUGUAAGAAAUAACACAGAGAUCCUGUGUAGCCUUCACCCGGGUUCCCCCACUGACAACAUCUUGCAAAAUUCUAGUCCACUCCCAAGCCAGGAUUUUGACACCGAUAUGGUCAGAGCAGGGCACCGUGGCCACGAGGAGCCGUCUUCUUGCCUCUUACAGCCACUUCCCUCCCCCCAACCACGAAUCCAUCUCCGUUUCUGUAGUUUUGUCCUUUCAAGAAUGUUGUAUACACAGAAUCUUGGAGUCUGUGACCCUCUGGGCGGGUUUGUUUCUUUCGCUUAGCCUUGUCCCCUGGAUCUUCGUCCAAGCUGCACGUGUCUCAGCAGCUCAUUCUUUCUUAGGUCUGCGCUCUGCUCGUGGUGUGGGUGUAGUACUGCAUUAAGCCGUUCACCUGCUGGACACCUGGGUGGCUUCAAGUUUUUGCUUACAGAGAAGGGCGUUCUGAACAUUCAUGUGCAGGUUUCUGUGUGAACAUAAAUUUUCAUUUCUCUGGAAUAAAUGCCCAAGUGUACGAUUUCUGGAUGGUACGGUAGUUACCUGUUUUGUUUUAAAAGAAAUUGCCGAGCUGUUUCCAGGGUGGCUGUACAAUGGCUGGUUGGUUUGUUCUUUUAAAUGGCUUAAUCGAAGGGAAGACUCUUCUGCAGGACCUCUGCAUGCAGUGUACCUGGAGGCUGAGCUGCUGUGGGUAAGGGUUGGGGUGGUGCUGGGAGCCCCCCAGGACCCCUCCAAAGUCUGCAGGACCAGGAACCCGAUUAAACCAGGUCUUUCCAGCCCCCAUAGUCCUUGCUGGCUGAAAGCAGCAGCAAGAGAGGAGAGUAUUUCUACUGUACUAGUUUUAUAGUGUUGAGCUAGAGGCUUAAUAUUCUAUUUUAACUUAAAUUCUGCUUUACCCUGAGCCUAAUCUUGAGGGCCCUGCCCUGUGGUCCAUGCGAGAGAAGCAGAUUAUGUGUCUGCUGAGGAGAGGAGCCCCCCACUCGGUGCAGGGCCUCCUGCUAGAGACCUGCAUCCAUGGCUCUUUCUUUGUUCUCACACGUGUGAGAGUGUGUGUGUGUGUGUGUGUGUGCGUGCUGGGAAUUGUGCACUAGCACCAAAGGGUAUGGCUGGAGGGGGAGGGGUUGACGUGGAGGCAGCAAGACCAGGAAUCUACAGUCAGACGAGCAAGAGGAAGGAAGUAGCAGCGAAAAUAGCCUGGGUGGAGUGGGGUGUAGAAAAUAUCAAGGGGAGGACAGGAUUGCUGGUGUGGGGCUGACAGAGAGCUUCGGAGAGAAACGGGGGCAAAUAAGACUUCAAGUCCAGAAAGCGAGGCGGCUGCAGGCCGUGGAGGAGCCCCUCACCAGCAAGUGGAAAGGGGACUGAGCUAGAAACGCAGAAUGUUCAGCUUAACAAAGAAAUGACGCUGGCCAGCAACCGGAGCCUGGCAGAAGGAAACCUUCUCUACCAGCCCCAGCUGGACUCUCUGAAAGCACGUUUGACCCAAAAAUACCAGGAACUCCAGGUGCUCUUUGAAGCCUAUCAGAUAAAAAAGACCAAAUUAGAUAAACAGUCCAGCAGCGCUUCCUUGGAGACCCUGUUAGCGCUUCUGCAGGCGGAAGGGGCCAAGAUCGAGGAGGACACGGAGAACAUGGCAGAGAAGUUUCUCGAUGGAGAGCUUCCCCUGGACUCCUUCAUCGAUGUCUAUCAGAGCAAGCGGAAACUGGCCCACAUGCGAAGGGUUAAAAUCGAGAAGCUCCAGGAGAUGGUGCUGAAGGGGCAGAGACUUCCCCAGGCCCCGCCGCCGGCCCCGCUGCCCCCCAGGGUGCCCGAGCCGGUGCCCGCUGCCCCCCUGCCCUACCCCUCCCCAGAGGCCAGCGGGCCCCCCUCCGCGGUGCCUCGGCGCAUCCCUCCCCCACCGCCCCCGGUGCCUGCGGGACGCUUAGCCGCGCCGUUCGCCGCCGCCCUGGGCUCAGGACAGGGCCCCCUGCACCCAGUGGCGCAGUGCCCACCGCUGCCCCCGCGCGGGGGCCUCCCCGCACAACAGGGCUUCUCCCUGCAGCAGUUUGUGUUGCCACCGUACCCGCCGGCGCUGCCCCAGAGACCCCCGCCCCGGCUGCCUCCGCACCAGCCGGGCUUCAUCCUCCAGUGAGCGGCCCUCGCCCUCCCCGCGAGACUCCCUCGCCGGCGCCUGCUGGCCGGGUCCGCGCGCGCAGAUGGGGGCCGUGAGCACCGGCUGCUCUGCCAGGGGCUCUGGUGCUCGGGCCAGGGCGUCCAUCUGGUUGUAGAGCCGUAGGUCAGGGGUAAGCAGACGUAGAACCCCGGUUGUGGACACCUAGGCGGUUGUGCGCUGGGCCUCAGCCGGGCCUCCCCGUGGUCGCGCUGGUUUGUCUUCUCGGUGUGAUUCCUCAGUCUGGUGUUGAAGUCGUGAGUUUGGGAAAAGGCUCCCCCCACCGCCUCCGUUCCCACGUAGGAUCGUGGUCCUCCCGUUGCAGCUUUAUUUAAUAAGCAUGGUUCAUCAUUUCUGCUUUAUUUUCAAGACGGUUCUGUGUGUCCCAGCCCACCGCCCACCGCAGCCUCUGGUGGGGGUCGGUCGGUGGGCCAGCCCGGAAGGUGCUUACUGAACCCGUGUGGGGCGGGCGGUCCUCACAGCCCCUCCCUCCCCUGAACCUGGAUGCUUCAAAGCCACCCUCGGAGUUUGCACUUGGCCCACUGCCACGUCCAGAGGCCGGGCGAGUUGCAGCCGGGUGAGGAGGUGGCCGGGAGCUGGACUUUGCACAGCAAAUGACGGCCCCAGCUCCUCCUCCUCUGCCUCCGCCUCGAGCCAGCCCGAGGCUCUCUAUGAAGAAAUACUCCUCCAAUAUUUUUACUAUGUGUGUAAUUUUCCUGUUUUAUAUUGGGAAAGAAAACUUUUUUGACACUCAUAAGACCAUUCAGGGAAACUUCAUGAAAAACGCACAUACUGUUCUGAGCAGGUUGAGAAUACAGAUGACGUGAACGCAGUUUCCUUUCUUGCAAGCAGUGCACGGUCGCCCCUGCGGGGGCCCGUGCUGUGCCUUAGCUUACCUGGUGCCAGGAGUGGCCGGCCAGGCGCUGGGGCGGCGUCACCAGCCGCUGCUGCCCCUGCGGCUCUGCGUUCCUUGUCGUGUUACAGGUGGAAGAAAAGCCCACCCACCUUGAACCAGAAUACCCUUAGCCAAUAUUCUCUGCCUCUGACUGGGCCUUGGGGCAGGGGUGUGACAGAGGGAUGCCAGCAGCAUCUCAGCUCGGCCUGGAGAAAGCCUGCCCCGCAGCGUUAGGGAGGUACCAACAAGCUCUGAUGCUCUGGCAACACCCCGGGCUCUGCCUGCCCCCUGGGUUCUCAUCCGCACGUGCCAUGUGUGCUGGAUUCCCAGGGCCCCAGGCGGGGCUGGGGGUAGAGUUGCCGCCCACCUGUUGACCAAAAAAGGCCCGUGUGCUCAGUUGUGGAACUCCUGACUCCGGCCUGUGACUCCCCAGCUGGCUGCUGCCCAGGUGACGGAACCCAGGCAGAGCUCACACGGGGUCUGUCCUGGCAGGCCCUGGGCGAGGCCACCAACCUUUGUCCUCAGUUACUGUACAUUUCUACUCCUGGACUUGAACUCUGCUGUAUCGUAAUUGUUUUUAAAGAGAACUGCUGCAUAGGACGAUUUACCGCCCUGCCAAUCAGGUGGGCCUGUUCACGUCUGUGAAUCUCGAGAGUGGUGCCACCCACCCUGUACCUCUGCCGCCUGCAAGGGGCACAGCCAAACGUGUGAGCUCGGCGUUGAUGUGGGGGAGGGCCGCCAGGCUGGCCUUGCCGUCUCCAGGGCCACAUCUGCGCUGUGGUUGUAAAGCUGUUAAGACCCUUUUUAAUAAAUAGAGAAUUGUUAAUAACGGCCCUGUCCUUUAUUUGCCUGGGGACCCUCAUGACGUGUUUGGUUCUAGAGUAUCAGCAAUCAGCGUUCCAACAGUGAGGCUGGCUGGUGUGGCUCUUGAAGUUACAAAAACUAAAGGCCACUGAGGUGGCUGAAGUGGCCGCCUGGCCCUAACAGCAGAGUUGUUCUUGAUCCGAGUUUCUCACCUGCGUCCAAAGAGUCAGAAGGAAGCGUGCUCCUCCUGUGUCGGGGUGUCUUUGGGAUCUUAGCCGCCCUGCCAGGGCCGCAGCAGGGGACUCAGGGUGCCCCCUGGGCUCAGUCCCCCCCCCCGGCUUCUGUCCACAGGGCCAGCUGCACAGCUGAUGGAAACUCUACUUAAAACAUUCUCUGCUGAUUUCAAGUAAAUGAUACAAUCCUGUGGCUGGCAUUUUGCUCUCGAGACUCGCCCACAGGUGUUUAAAGGGGACCCAUGGCUGAGUCACGCGCUGCUGGCGGCUGGGAGGAGGGACCUCACUGCCCGCUGGCGCCUUUGUGCCCCUGGGAGGGACUCUCCUCAGGGUGUUUGUGGAGCAGGAGCACGAAGCAGCCCCGUGAAAACUUCCCUGUCACUGUGUCCUCUGAACGGAUGCCAUUGCCUUCGCAGCACGGUGCCAGGAGGGCGUCUAGGAGACACUGCUAUGCUUCUCCUGUAAGAGGGAAGCGUUUCCUGAGAAAUCAUCUUGCUUUUGUUUAUGAGAAUGUGUCUGACAGUUUUGUCUUUUCCCAGUGGCUGCUGGGAAGCUUACAGCCAAAUCUGCAGUCCAUCCCCCCUGGGGGCGCUGGGCUGGACAGAGCCACGUGUGACUCUCUCCUCCCUCCUCGGGGCCGCUUUGCUCACGGGACAGCCAGGGAGGACCAGUGCCUGACCUCAGCCGACUGGUAGGUGCCGCGCGUGCUCACUGACGACCUAGGUGCGGUCGGCUCACGCCAUCCUUCACUGGUUUGGAUCUGGUGAGAGAACCGUCUGCUUUAGUCUGUUUGCCGGAGCGGUUUUCCUUGCAAACAGGGACCAGACACCGCUCCCUCUCACUGCCCUUCCGGUUCACGGAGGCUGCUUUUCAAAGCCCUUUCUCACCUGACCACACCCGCCCCCUCACAGCCCCACUUCAUCCUCCGGGAAACCGAGGCAGGGGGAGUGGCGUGCUUGCUACGCGGCAGGAGCCACACGAGGUGCCCUUUUCCUCCCCUGACCUGCACUGUCCUUUGGAUCCACAAAUGCUGGUGACCUUGGGGGAGGGGUGCGGUUGCUGAGGGCAGCCGGCCAUGGGGUGCUUUCAGGGAAAGUGGGUGCGGACACAGCCAGCUGCGUGCUCAGGAACCUAGACGCCUGGUAAGUUCUCCAGUGUCAAGGCUCGUUUGGCCACUCCAGUCAAGUCCAGCCAGGGGGUCAGGGUCACCACCAAGCUCAGAUGUGAAAUUCAGGUAAAAUUUGUAACUGAGGA